UUAUUUAAAGACCAGAAAGAGACCUCCUAUUAGGGAAAGUUCUAAAAAAUUUUCAGUUAACUUUGACGAGUCCGAUCAAAUGAUUGAUGCAGCAACACACGAAAAAACAUCCGAUGAAAAUAUAGAGAAUGAAACAAUUGACCGAACUUCAUCAUUAAACUGUCAACCAAAUUAUAAAGAAAAUUCUAAACAAGUGUCAAUAGUUUUUCAGGAGAAAACUAACAUGCUGGGACCAACUGAAAUUAAAACACAAGCGGACACCAAUGAGUCUAUACCCGUUGACAAUUCUCCAAGUGAGAUAUGUGGUGCUAAGGAGACAGGGUUUUUAUUUCAAGCCAUACUAGAAGAACCUACAACUAGUCUGUUUAAAUCAUGCAUCAGAAACAACAACGAUUUCAUUGGAAUGCUGUUAAAGACUUUUAUAGCGAAUUCCGAUAUGACACCUCUCAUAAAUUCAGUAUCUUCAGAUUCUCUACAAAGGUGUAUUAAGCCAUUACUUCAAAUUAUAGUAGACUAUGAAUCAUCUUUAAAAGAAAACGAAAUAAAUCUUAAGGCGGCUCGUGAAACUGCGUUUGCAUUAGUACAACAACUAGAAUCUCAUAAAGAGAAUUUGGAAAAGGUUGAAUCGAAUAGAGUCAUACUUAAGGAAAAGAGUGACUUUAUGAAAUUUAGUAUCUCUAAACAACAACAAGUGUUUAUAAAUGAUGCUUUCGUUGAUCAUUCAAAUAUGGAUUCAUUAGAACUUCGUCCAGAAUUUGAACAUCAAUCAUGCAAAUACAACAAUAAAAACAAAAAAUUAGAAGAGGGGUGUGUAGCAGUAAAAAAAAAAAACCAACUUUUUACUGUAGCGGCUUCACAGACAGAAGAUAAGAGUCAAAAAAUUUCAGAAGAUGACUUUAAAAAAAAUUAUGACCCAAUCAUCACAUCAUGUUUAUAUUCUAUACCACCAGCACCAAUCCUCGUAGAAGAAUCAUUAACAAAACAUUUUGAGAGUGUGCUAGAAGAAAUUAUGGCAAUUUGCGAUAAAAAAAUUAGUGAUGAACCCUUGCUCAAGCUUCCAGAACAAAAAAAAAUUUCUGUUUUUCGUAGUAAUAUAGAACUUUUCACUCUGUAUUAUAAUAAGGAAUCGAAUUGCAUGAUAUCAACUGUAGAUACUGAUAAAAUUCAACUUCUACUGGCUUCUCUUUCUAAAGACCUACACCAUGAAUGUAACAAGAAUAGUGUCAAUUCUGUGUAUCGCAAAUAUGUAGAAAACAUUUACCAGUGUAAUUGGUUUACAGAAAAAACAUAUAUGGACUUCAUAAUAAAUUACGUUUUAUUGACAAAAUUUAAUUCAAGCCGUCUCUAUUCUCGUACGGUUUCUAAUGAACAAGCAAAAGACACAGCGGUAAAUCACAAGGAAAAAAAUGACACUUUGCCCCCUUUUAAUACUAAAAUGCACGAUGGUCGAUCUGUUUCAAAUCUAGCAGUACCAAUUUUCACAGAACUUCUUAGCGUUUUAAAAUCAAAAACCGACAACCUAUUAGCUUUGGAAGGCGUAGAAGAAAUUAAUACUACAGUUUGUUAUGUGAUACCGGUGCUUGAAACGAUUGAAGAACGUAUACCUGUAGCCUCAGAUCGUUUAGAAUUCGGGGAAGCUGCCAGAGAAUUAUUUUUUUCUAUAGUAAACAUAGCAAAAGAAAAUUACAUCAACCACCAACGUUUACAUCGUACAACUGAGGAAUUUCAUUCGCGUCAAAAGCAUUUGCUAGAAGCUAUUAAUGAAUACCGUACAAUGUUUAUAAAGCCUCCAGAUGAAGAACAACUUGAACGCGCUAAUUUAAAAGGGAGGCUUGUUACUACCGUACUUGUUGAGCACGAUGGGUACCCAAGUUUUAUUUUAGGGUGUGUUGAACUUUUACCUAAAUUUGAAAACAAUGAAAUUAACACACAAUCAUCUUCAAAUUACAGCAUUUGGGUGCCCGGUUUCUUUUGGUGGCGUAUAGAGGCCUUAGAAGAAUCUCCUUAUUGGUCAGAUUUAGUGAAGAAUUCAAGUACAUCCCUAAACCCUUCAAAAGAUUAUGUUAUGCAACUGAAAAAAACAAUUCAAAGUCAAAACGAGCAUUCGAAGUUGUUACAAGAGGAGAUUAAAGAUUUGAAUAUACAAUUUCAAGAUUACAAAACAAAAGCAACUACUGUAUUUAAAAGUGCGAAACUUUUGACUUCUGCGACACUUUCCAAGGCGGUGCAGUGUCAAUGUAACGACAUUAACGACUAUAGUCAGAAUAUUAAAAUGGUAGAAAAGAAGUUUUUGAAAGAACUAGAACGCUACAAAAUGGAACUACAAGAGGCACAAGUGACUUUAGAAAACAAAAGCGUUGAAAUAAAAGAUCUCGUAGAAAUCAUUGAAUCCUGGAAAGAAGAUAAUGAAGCAUUGAGAGAAUUGUUAUCCAAAGAAAAAAUAUUACGCCAGAAGGUCGUUGACGAAUACGAAGUGGAAAAGAAACAGUUUGAGGAACAAUUGAGGUUUAGUAAAUCACGCAUUGAAAAGCUAACACAGAAUAUAUUUUCAAACAAUACUCUUCCGUCGACUAAGAGUACGCAUACUCAAUCGGACAAAACUGAUAUAUGCACUGAUUUUAUUCAAAAGACUAUAUAUCCUGGCUCUGAUCAAGAGUUACGCCGUAAAAAUUCAAUUGAUGAACCGAAUUCAGUUAGCGAAGAUAAAAUGCGCAAGAUGGAUUCCCCUAUGAUAGAAUUGCAAGAAAAUAAAACGACAAGCCAGACGUUUGACGCCGUUGAGGAAAACCAACUAAAUAAGUCUAAUCUCACAGCUUUGCCUUCCACACUUGGGGGAAAUUUGGGAGCGACCGGAGGUUAUAUAGAAACUUUACGUCGAGCACUUUAUAUAAAAGAACAUCAAUUGAAAGAAGAAAAGAAUCAAAAAUCGCUUCUUAUUGAACAGAUUCAAAAAAGUAAAAGGAAACUUGAAGAAUGUCAAACCAUUUUGAGGAUCAAACCUUUUGGCGUAAUGGAAAAUGAGUCAAAUACUAAUGUACCAAUAGCGUUUGUUCGUCAUACAAUUUUACAAUUUAUUCUUACGGGACAACUUGGCACGUCAGAGCACGAGGCUAUUAUUCCUGUCAUUGCAUCUUUUUUCUCAUUUACAACUGAGGAACUAAAAAAAAUUGAGGAAAACCGUAAGAAAAAUACUCGUGGAAACAAAUGGCUCUUAAUACGUUAAUGACCGUAAUUUAAAAAGAAAAAAACAAUUUUCCUUGUUUUUUAAAUAUCCUUUUAGGCUUUUUUUUUUAACUAAAAAUUUUUCUAGCAUUUUAAAUGAAUAGCUUACCAUUCUUUAAAAAAAAAAGUGUUACUAACCGAAUUAGUCGUUGAAUUUUUUUGUACACACUUAUAAAAAGUUAUAAAUUAAAUGAUAUCAAUUAUUGAUUUUAUGAAUUCUAUUGAAACACACUUAAAAUUUCGUACAUGAAACGCUUUAAGAGACAUUUGUUAA
This is a messenger RNA of Hylaeus volcanicus, 3496 nucleotides long. RefSeq lists its product as uncharacterized. The transcript has 14 exons. The record is from RefSeq and is a predicted model, not a curated record. Bases 80 to 3223 code for a protein of 1047 amino acids. NCBI's taxonomy places the organism in Eukaryota, Metazoa, Arthropoda, Insecta, Hymenoptera, Colletidae.